AUGACCACCCCCUCAGCCCCCCGCAUCCUCCUCCUAGGCGGCCACGGCCGCGUCUCCCUGUACCUCACGCCCCUCCUCCUCUCCCGCUCCCACCCGGUCACCUCCGUGAUCCGCAACCCCCAGCACGCCUCCGAGAUCGAGGCCUUCAAUUCCUCAGCUUCAGCCAAAGCCAAAGUCGAUGUCUUGGUGGACAGUCUGGACGAGGUGCAGGAUGAAGGCGACGCGAAGCGGGUGUUGGAGAAAGUGAAGCCCAACUGGGUGGUGUGGGCGGCCGGGGCGGGGGGGAAGGGUGGCGCGGAGAGGACGGAGAAGGUGGAUCGGCGCGCUGCUGUUGCUUACAUCUCCGCCGCAGCGAACACCCCCUCCAUCACGAAAUUCCUCAUGAUCAGCUACGUCGCUUCGCGCCGCGGGUACCCGUCAUGGUGGAACGCCGAGGACCGCGCCGCGGCCGACAAGGUCAAUACCGAGACGCUGCCGGCGUACUAUAAAGCGAAAGUGGCGGCGGAUGAACAUCUUGCCGCGGUGGCCAAGAAGAGGGGGAAGGGGUUCCAGGCGAUUAAUCUCCGGCCUGGGACGUUGGCGGAUGACGAGGGGACGGGGAGGGUGUGGCUUGGCAAGACGUCGAGUCGCGGCAAGAUCAGUCGCGAAGAUGUGGCGAGGGUGGCGGUCGAGUUGCUGGAGAGGGAUGAUGUGCAAGGCUGGUGGGAUCUGUUGCAGGGCGAAGACGAGAUCAAGCCCGCGGUGGAGAAGCUGGCCAAGGAGGGCUGGGACGCGAUGAUGGACGGGGAAGAUCUGGACAGGAUCUACUCUGUCGCAUAG
Molecule: messenger RNA, 819 nt
Organism: Cyphellophora europaea CBS 101466
Lineage: Eukaryota; Fungi; Ascomycota; Eurotiomycetes; Chaetothyriales; Cyphellophoraceae
Exons: 3
Coding region: 1-819 (272 amino acids)
Source: RefSeq, a predicted model, not a curated record